This is a messenger RNA of Antechinus flavipes (yellow-footed antechinus), 4194 nucleotides long. It is a transcript of the gene ZNF319, whose product is annotated as zinc finger protein 319. The transcript has 2 exons. Gene Ontology annotation, molecular function: DNA-binding transcription factor activity; RNA polymerase II cis-regulatory region sequence-specific DNA binding. NCBI's taxonomy places the organism in Eukaryota, Metazoa, Chordata, Mammalia, Dasyuromorphia, Dasyuridae. Gene Ontology annotation, biological process: regulation of transcription by RNA polymerase II. The coding region runs from base 492 to 2198 and encodes 568 amino acids. The record is from RefSeq and is a predicted model, not a curated record.
CACCGCAGCUACGCGAGGCCGGGGAUCGGGAGGGACCCGCAGGCCGCGCCCCCGACCCCGGCCUGGCCCGGCCCAGCCCCGGCUCUGGCCCGGCCGCGGAGGAGGAGGACUAACAGGGGGAGGAGUCGGAGUAAAGGGCAGCUAGCAAGGAAGCCAAAGGGGAAGGCGACCCCCGGACCCUCGGCAGGCCCAGAAGUAUUCGUCGUGGGCGCCAAGUUCUCCCUGCUCUCCCUGCCGGCCCAGCCACUGGUUAAGGAAUUGUUGCCAGUCAGCUGCAGGGCACUGUCUGGUGCUUGCAUGUCCUUUUGGUCAGUGACUUGAGAGUUAGCUUAGUAAAGAACUUUUUGCUAUGCCUCCGAUGUCAAAAGAGAUUUAGCUCCUGACCGAGGCUGCUGCCUCCGCCUCCACGUGGCCGAUUCUUUCUGUGUGUUGUCACCUCAAGCGGGAAACUGAAGCCGUUACUGUCCAAACCCUGUUUCCUUUUCCCAAGCAUGUCAGAGAGCUGGCAGCAGCAGCCUCCCCCGCCGGCCCCUCCGCAGCAGCCCCCGCCUCCCCCGCAGCAGCAGCAGCAGCAGCACCAUGCCGAGCCCCCGCCCGCCCUGGCGGAGCACUCGAUCCCCCCGAGCGCAGCCGAGAACCCGCUGGGCUGCGCCGUCUACGGCAUCCUCCUGCAGCCCGACCCCAACUUGCAGCACCACCAGCACCCACCCCUGCAGGCCCCCGCGGAGCCGUCCCCCAAGUGCGGCGUGUGCGGACAUGACUUGACCCACCUCUCCAGCCCCCACGAGCACCAGUGCCUGCCCGGCCACGACCGCUCCUUUCAGUGCACUCAGUGCCUGAAGAUCUUCCACCAGGCCACGGACCUGCUGGAGCACCAGUGCAUCCAGGUGGAGCAGAAGCCCUUCGUCUGCGGCGUGUGCAAGAUGGGCUUCUCGCUGCUCACCUCCUUGGCCCAGCACCACAACGUGCACAGCGGGAGCGUGAUGAAGUGCUCCAUCUGCGAGAAGACCUACAAGCCGCCGGAGCCCGCGCAGCCGGCGCCCGCGCCCGAGCCCGUGGAGAAGCCCUACAGCUGCUCCAUCUGCCAGAAGCCUUUCAAGCACCUGUCAGAACUGUCGCGGCACGAGCGCAUCCACACGGGCGAGAAGCCCUACAAGUGCACGCUGUGCGACAAGAGCUUCAGCCAGUCGUCCCACCUGGUGCACCACAAGCGCACGCACAGCUCGGAGAGGCCCUACAAGUGCACCGUGUGCGAGAAGACCUUCAAGCACCGCUCGCACCUGGUGCGCCACAUGUACGCGCACUCCGGGGAGCAUCUCUUCAAGUGCCCGGCCUGCGAGCUGCACUUCCGCGAGUCCUCGGAGCUGCUGCAGCACGCGUGCACUCCCAGCGGCGAGCGGCCCUUCCGCUGCGGCGAGUGCCAGAAGGCCUUCCGGCGGCCCUCCGACCUGCGGCAGCACGAGCGCACGCACAGCGAGGAGCGGCCCUUCCAGUGCGACCUGUGCCAGAUGAGCUUUAAGCAGCAGUAUGCGCUGCUGCGCCACCGGCGCACGCACAAGGCCCCCAGCACCCCCACGGAGCCCUUCAAGUGCGCCCUGUGUGAGAAGGGCUUCUCCCAGCCCGGCCACCUGGUCUACCACCAGCACGUGCACAGCCUCGAGAGCAUCUUCAAGUGCGGCGUCUGCCAGAAGGGCUUCGACCAGUCCUCGGAGCUGCUGCGCCACAAGUGCGCCCAGAGCGCCGAGCGCCCCUUCAAGUGCACUGUCUGCGCCAAGGCCUACAAGCGCGCCUCGGCCCUGCAGAAGCACCAGCUGGCCCACUGCGCCGAGAAGCCCCUGCGCUGCACGCUCUGCGAGCGCCGCUUCUUCUCCUCCUCGGAGUUCGUGCAGCACCGCUGCGACCCCGCGCGCGAGAAGCCCCUCAAGUGCCCCGACUGCGACAAGCGCUUCAAGUACGCCUCGGACCUGCAGCGGCACCGGCGGGUGCACACGGGCGAGAAGCCCUACAAGUGCCCCUCGUGCGACAAGGCUUUCAAGCAGCGCGAGCACCUCAACAAGCACCACAGCGUGCACGCCCGUGAGCAGCAGUACAAGUGCAUGUGGUGCGGGGAGCGCUUCCUGGACUUGGGGCUGCUGCAGGAGCACAGCACCCAGCACACCGCCGAGGGGGCCUACCAGGUGGCCGCCUGUCUGCCCUGAGGGGCCCUUGUCUCUGGGCUGCCCCCCAGGCCUUGCGUGUGACCGCAGUCGUCUGCAGCGCACAGUGUCUUCACUGAGGUGUCCAUUAAACCACUGUGCUGUGGCAGGAGGAUCCGCCUUCGCUCCCUCCCGAUCCGUGGCUCAGAGCCUGAGCUGACCUGGGCAGGGGGGCCUCAGCAAGCGUCCCCCCUCCCUAGAAAGAGGUUUGCAGCCUUUUAGUGGCACUGGCCCUUUGAGGGUCCAUUUGCCCCCUCUCUGUGAGAGAAAUUCAGAGCCACACCAGAUUAGAAACCGGUUUUUCCCUCUUCCCCGGGCCCCAAAAGUGGAGGAUCAGCUCGCCAGGCCCUUCCUGACUUUUUUCACCUGAAAUAGAAAUGAAACAGAGCCAUGAGGAAUAGUUAUGUGGCACAUGAGAAAUCCGCCACGGCCCUUGCUCACCUGGGCGGUGGGUUAGGGUGUGUCCCAGAGCUGCCCCGUCCAUGGCUGGGCCGCCUCUUACUCUCUUCAGCUCUAGAAGGAGGAAGCACUCGGCCUGUGGAGAUCAGUCCUACCAGAGCCUGGUGACCUUCCUUUGGAGUUGUCACAAGGACGCUGUUUUAACCAUUUGUUCAAAUAGGAAACAAGACAAAAGCUUCCUUAGCGUUGGGAGAAAAGGACUGAGAGCUUUUCCUGAUGGAGGAGGAAGCCUAUCUUCUGUGAGGGUUCAAAGAUCAAUUUCCCUAUUUUAAGGGCAGCUUCAUCUCCUGCCACUUUGGGGUUGCUUAGCACUUCACAACAUGCCAUCUUAAAGUGGCAGACCUUUGCAGGGCAGGACCACUGGGUAUGAUGACCAGAACACGUGGACAUCCAAGGGCAGAAUGUCACCAAUGACUUUUUGUUUUUGUUUUUCUUUCUUAGCAGGGGCAUCAGGUCUCCUGCCCCUUUCUUAUUUAAAUAAUAAUGUGAGGAGGCUUCUAGUCAGAUUGAACGGGUGGGAGCUAAGCUUCCCCCAACACCUGUCCUCAUGGUCGAGACCAGGUUUGGUCUUGUAGGUUUGGAGUUACGGGGAAGGGCAAACUUUUGAAGGAGAGUCUGGUCGAGGGAUCAGGAGUGAGUGCUGUCCCUGGGUAGUCCUUCUGUCACUUGACCCCUUCUUUCCUCUCCAUGUGAAUGAUUGUAUUGAGUUGUGACAAGAGGAGCAUUCCAUAGCCAGCAGCCUGGGUGGCCCGAUUUGUCACAAGACAAGGAUGCUUCAUUCGGGUCUGGACGCCUCCUGGGUCAGAGAGGUGAUUCCUGGCGUUUACUCUGGCUGCUUGUGGGGCAUUUUGAGUCUUGGGGAGGGGGUGAGGGAGGGAAGGGGGUAGAGGCGGGGCAGGAGUAGAAGAAGGGGAAAUGGAUAUUUAAAUGGAACAAAGACAAAUAACCAACCUGAAAACCGCCUGGCCAGAGCCGGUCCCAUGCAUGCUUCCUGCCAUAUUUAAUGGUAAGGUAGACCUCUCAGCUUCUCUUCAGAAACCAUUUGUUCAGACUGACUGAUUAGCAAUGAAGCUGGGCCUAUUUGUGCCCCCAACAAAAUACUAGGAAAUUUGGUGCAAACUGGGAGAGAGACUAAAUGUUUAUUUUUAAAUCAGCAUCCCACUCUCUUCACUCCCACUCUACCUGUCCGUGGUCCUGACACUUGAAAGGGGACUGCAAGCAAUUUUGAUCAAGGUGUCCAGUGGAGCUGUUCUCACGCUCAGCUUUAGGGAGUGUAAAAGGAAACAGUUCUCCUCUUCCUCUCCAUGAACCCCACUUUCAGGCCAGCCCUUGGGGGGGGGGGGCUUCUCCUUUCCACAUGACUGUUAAGCUCUUUGUACUUUAAGCUGCCUCAAGAGAUGUAGAACCUGACCUUACAAAAGUUGCUGUCUGCUAUUUUUCAUUUUGCUUUCUAAAAGCAGUUUGUUAAUAUUCACAAAGUUGUAUAGUUUAAUUUCAUGUCAUUUUGGAUCUUCUAUAAAAAAGACAUACAAAAAAAGAA